Molecule: messenger RNA, 9186 nt
Organism: Wyeomyia smithii (pitcher-plant mosquito)
Lineage: Eukaryota; Metazoa; Arthropoda; Insecta; Diptera; Culicidae
Gene: Ca-alpha1T
Product: voltage-dependent T-type calcium channel subunit alpha-1G
Exons: 27
Coding region: 192-7607 (2471 amino acids)
Biological process (GO): sodium ion transmembrane transport; calcium ion transmembrane transport; neuronal action potential
Cellular component (GO): voltage-gated calcium channel complex; plasma membrane; neuron projection
Molecular function (GO): voltage-gated sodium channel activity; low voltage-gated calcium channel activity
Source: RefSeq, a predicted model, not a curated record
CAGUUUGCACUGGAGCGAUUUGGUUCUUAUCUCAUGACAAAUUGGCGUUAUAAUUGCGAUUUACUUUUUUUUCUGUGUGAAAAUCAUUAUCCUUGAAAAUAACUUGAAAAAUAGUGAGCAAUCUGGAUUCGCAAUAAGUUGAGCAUUAUGGUUUGUGCUAGUUUCUGAUUGUCCCAGAAAAUUCCCCCAACAUGUUGUACACAUCUGGUGAAACGCACAUCGAUGAUUACGGCAGAAAAUGCAGCUCCAUUGCUGAUAAAAUAAUGAAAGAUGACAAUUUGAAGGAGAAGCAAAACUCGAUUGUGAGACGCAAUCUGUCUGUCCGGUCGAAGAGUAAAUCCAGCCAAAAGGAUGCAUUCGACGAGCGCUCGGCUUCACGGCUUAGUGCUAGGGGAAAGCCACCGAACGAGUCGCAAUCGUCCAGUGGUACUACCAAUUCCUCGGGGAGUACCUGCAGCGAUGGAGAAUCGUCCUCCUCCUAUGGGGAAAGCAAUUUACCCUAUCCGGGCUUUGUAGAGUACUCGCUCAAGUAUCUGCGGCAGGACACGAAGCCACGAAUUUGGUGUUUACAGCUAAUCACAAAUCCGUGGUUCGAGCGCAUUUCUAUGCUAGUGAUAUUACUGAAUUGUGUCACCUUGGGAAUGUACCAACCGUGUGUGGAUGACGCAUGUGUCACAAAUCGAUGCAAAAUAUUGCAGAUAUUCGACGACGUUAUAUUUGCAUUUUUCACGCUGGAAAUGACCAUCAAAAUAGUCGCUAUGGGAGGAUGGGGCAAGGGUACCUACCUGGCGGAUUCCUGGAAUCGUUUAGAUUUUUUUAUUGUGCUGGCGGGCGCUUUGGAGUACUGUUUGCAGGUGGAAAACUUCAAUUUAACUGCAAUCAGAACGAUUCGUGUGCUGCGACCGCUUCGAGCUAUCAACAGAAUACCGAGUAUGCGCAUUCUGGUGAUGCUUCUACUGGAUACUUUGCCUAUGCUCGGCAACGUGUUGCUGCUGUGCUUUUUUGUGUUUUUCAUCUUCGGAAUUGUUGGUGUUCAGCUGUGGGAGGGAAUUCUUCGCCAGCGAUGCGUGAUCAAACUACCGGACAAUGUGUCUGCCCCUGAGAUAAUCCCAGAUGAAUAUCGAGUCCGUGUUCGCGUUAAUUCCAUAUCGUUUUACUACGAGUUUUCGAAAGAACAGGAUUACAUAUGUUCAAAACCAGAUGAUUCAGGGAUGCAUCUUUGCAAAAACCUGCCACCGUACAGAAUAGGAGCACUUGUUUGCAACGAUUCUGCAAUCGCCUUCUCGAACAAUUUUCCAACCAGGACUUCAUGUGUGAAUUGGAAUCAAUACUACACCAACUGUACGCAGCUAGGGAAUAAUCCGUUUCAAGGAACUAUAUCGUUCGAUAACAUUGGUCUGGCAUGGGUGGCAAUAUUUCUGGUUAUCUCGCUUGAAGGUUGGACCGACAUCAUGUACUACGUUCAAGAUGCUCACAGCUUUUGGGAUUGGAUUUAUUUCGUAUUAUUGAUUGUGAUCGGAUCAUUCUUCAUGAUCAACCUGUGCUUAGUUGUCAUCGCAACGCAAUUCUCGGAAACCAAAAAACGCGAAAUGGAACGGAUGCGCCAGGAACGAGCGAGGUUUACUUCAACAUCCACACUGGCGUCCAGUACGAACAAUUCCGAGCCCACGACGUGUUACGCGGAGAUUGUGAAAUAUAUCGCCCAUCUCUACCGACGCUUCAAGCGGCGCAUCAUUAAGAAGUUACGAUUGUAUAAGUACCAAUUUCAAAAUAAACAGGAAGGAUUACUGCCGCGUACUCCGGAAACGCUAACGCUAUCACCGAACAAGAUCAGAGCCCACCAUCCGAAGUGUCCGAAGAUACAAAGUUUUACCGGCGGUGGUGUUGGGAAAAAAUACCGAGAUGAUAUUUCGGCAAGUUCUAUUCUGCCGAAAGCUAUCAAAAAUGCAUCCGGAAGCGAUAAACAUUCCUCAUCUGACGUUUCGGAAAUGGUGUCUGCCGAAAAUACGAAAAACAAUGCGUUGAACAAUUGCGCUUCCUAUGCCAGCCUUGAAGACAAUCAAAAGCUAAUGCUACUACAAAUCCCCAAUGGUGAAAAUAACCAAUCGGUAGCAAAUAUCAUCAGCCCCCUGUCUGCAGGUAGAAGAAGAUCAUCGGUUAUGUUUAAUGAGUGCGUUGUACAUCAUAUGCCUCCAACUAUUCCAGAACCUACAGCCGAUAAGAACGUGUAUUGCUUAGAAAAGAUGACUCAAACAAGUGACGCUGGAAUUUGGCAGGUGAAUUUACCAUCAUCCAUUCAUACGAUGACAUCCGCAAUCAACGAUUACUCCGAGCUCUGUCUGACGGACGCCAUGACGUGCCAGGAACUGCUGGCCUUUUCCGUGGCAUUUUCCGCCGCACUGCCGACAGGCCAUACGACGUUGGAGUCAUUCUACUCAUCGCUGAUCCGAAGUCGGACGCACGAGAAAAGUAGCAAACUGUCACCGGAUGUAAACAUUUCAAACAUCCACGAGUACAACGGGAAGCCCGUAUCACAAAAGUCAUCGCCAAGCAUUGCGAAUUGCUUGCCGCAGAAUGCAACAAACAUGAACAACAUUAACAACGAAGAGUUCAGCUGUUGCUAUGAUCUGUACCAAAAUACGGCCACACCGGAAAAGGAUAAAAAGUCACAUUCCAAAGUUUACUACUGCUUGGCUGCCACAUACAGGAGCAUUAGAACCUCUUUACGUUUUAUUCGAACGUGUAUAAGAGCCCUAGUGGAACAUAAAUAUUUCCAGCAGGGUAUCCUGCUGGCUAUCCUCAUCAACACAUUAUCAAUGGGUAUUGAGUAUCACGACCAGCCAGAAGAACUGACCGCAAUUGUGGAAACGAGUAAUAUCGUCUUUUCGGCAAUUUUUGGUGUGGAAAUGGUACUAAAAGUAAUUGCCGAAGGUCCUUUCCGAUACGUUGCCAAUGGUUUCAAUGUCUUCGAUGGUGUUAUCGUUAUCCUCAGCGUCGUUGAACUUGGACAGGCCUAUCUCGGCGAAGGCCAAGGAAGCUCAGGAUUAUCUGUGUUGAGGACGUUUCGUCUAUUGCGAAUCUUGAAACUGGUACGGUUUAUGCCUAAUCUACGUCGCCAGCUAUUCGUGAUGUUGAGAACCAUGGACAAUGUUGCGAUAUUUUUCUCGUUAUUAAUUCUCUUUAUCUUCAUAUUCAGCAUACUUGGCAUGUACUUAUUCGGAGGUAAGUUUUGCAAGUUUGUCGAUGAAUCUGGACAAGAGAGGGAAUGCACUUGUCCGGAAAUUGUCUCCAAGCAUCCUAUGUGUGAAUGUGACCGAAAGCAUUUCAACAAUAUUCUCUGGGCCACCGUGACCGUGUUCCAAAUUCUUACGCAAGAAGACUGGAACGUAGUGCUGUUCAACGGGAUGGAAAAGACAAGCCACUGGGCGGCGCUGUACUUUGUGACGCUUAUGACCUUCGGUAACUACGUCCUGUUCAACCUUCUGGUCGCUAUUCUGGUGGAAGGGUUCAGUUCGGAGAGAAACGAACGUAGAGAACGUGAACAACGCGAGCUCGUCAAAGCGAAACUAAACGCAGAAUCCUUAGCCGCCCAGGAACAGUCGAGUGACAUUUUUGAUGAUCCCAAAAGUUUCUCGGAAUCUACCACCAGCGACAGCUAUAACGAAGCCAAGGGGAAAUGGUUUAGUGCGGAAGAGCUCAGGAAGAUACGAGAUAUUAAGUGCAACAUCCAGAAGCAGCGUUUGCUGCAGCCCAGAUAUGACAAUAUCAAUUUAUCGAUUCCCAAGCUGAACUCCGAGAAGGACAUCAUUAAUUCAGUUGAUUCAUAUUCUUCUAACAAGGUUUUACAGAAAAAGUGUGGCCCCCUGAUGUUAUGUGACAUACAGAACAUGGAACCCCCGAUAAUUACAACCACCGCAGCAACGCCUCAAGAUUCACCAAACUCGACGCUUAAUACGAGCGCUAGUUUUAAGGAUUGGGAGUGCACAAAUCUAGAUCCACUGGAGCGAAGCGAAAAUGCUUCACUCCUGAAACCUCCUCCAAUUCUGGGUUCAUUGAAGGCCUUAGAUGAUCGAUCAUUCUUCGAGGGUACGCCGGUGUUCAAUGAAAUUCGAAAGAAAUCAGAGAAUACACCGCUAUCGGUGGGUAAGCGUGGUUCUACUGACGCAUCGCCGAGGCAGCAAAUGCCUAGUAAAGGAAGCCUGAAACUACGGAACAGUGGGUUGAAAGGCGAUGAAAUUCUUAACAAUGAAAAACCAACCAGUGGACGAGGUCACACCAUUUUCAACAUGCACAAAAACGACACGGUGCAAAAAUCGUAUCGUAUCCAGAACGACACCCAGCGGAGCCGCCAUCAGACGCUCAGACGAAACUCCACCCGCAGAGCGUCGUCGGCUAGACAUGAUAGCACCACCGGAAGCCUCGCCAGUAACAUCAGCGCCACUUCCUACUCCAAGUAUCUGUACAGCGAAAACAACAAACUGUAUAUCGAUCGAAAAAAUUCACUGCGUCUGAGUGAUAUAAAAACACCGAAUAACAUGCGCCGCAUGUCGGCCAUUGAACAAAACUAUCGGAAGCAGUCGCGAGUGGCGCUGCACAACUUUGAACUGCGGAAGAUUCACGAAGAGCUUGCCAAAUGCAAAAUCACCAACCAGGCGUCGGUUCAGUCAGACGCCGUACCGUCUGUCGAAACAAAUCCGGUACCGGCCGCUGUAGACGACAGGAAGAAGAAUAGAUCCAAGGGGCGAUUGAAGCAAUUUUUUCGCUACGUUACACCACAUAACUUCGUUGAGGAACGAGACACCUACACGUUGUAUAUAUUUACCGAAAGUAACAGAUUCCGUCAAAUUUGCUCUUGGUUUGUGAACCAAAAGUGGUUCGAUAAUGUAAUUCUUUUGUUCAUUGCACUGAACUGCAUUACGUUGGCGAUGGAACGCCCAAACAUUCCGCCGAACUGUCCGGAACGAUAUUUCUUGUCCACUGCAAAUUAUGUGUUCACAGCCGUCUUCGCUGUUGAGAUGUUCAUCAAGGUUGUCGCAACUGGCAUGUUUUACGGGCCAGAUGCGUAUUUCACCUCCGGCUGGAAUAUAAUGGAUGGAUCGCUAGUCAUCAUAUCGAUUAUCGAUUUGCUGAUGUCAUUGAUUAGUGAAUCAAGCCCGAGGAUAUUCGGCAUUUUGCGGGUUUUCCGGCUCCUGCGAUCGCUCAGACCGUUACGAGUGAUAAACAGGGCUCCAGGGUUGAAGUUGGUAGUACAAACGUUGCUGUCAUCGCUCCGGCCCAUCGGAAAUAUAGUGUUGAUUUGUUGUACCUUUUUCAUAAUUUUUGGUAUCCUUGGAGUUCAGCUUUUCAAAGGCACUUUUUUCUACUGCGAGGGUGAAAACAUCAAGGGUGUCAAAAAUAAACAAGAUUGCAAGGCCAUAGAGGGCAACGUUUGGAUCAACAGGAAGUAUAAUUUUGAUGAUCUUGGCAAGGCGUUGAUGUCACUCUUCGUACUGUCAUCGCGGGACGGUUGGGUGAAUAUCAUGUACACCGGAUUGGAUGCUGUAGGAGUUGAUCAGCAGCCUAUCGUAAACUACAACGAAUGGCGUCUGCUGUAUUUCAUUGCAUUUAUUUUGCUGGUUGGAUUUUUCGUACUAAAUAUGUUUGUGGGAGUUGUGGUGGAAAAUUUCCACCGUUGCCGCGAGGAACAAGAAAAGGAGGAGAAAAUCAGACGCGCAGCGAAGCGAGCUUUACAGAUGGAGAAAAAGAGACGUCGAAUGCAUGAGCCACCUUACUAUACCAACUAUUCUCCGUUGCGCUUGUUUGUUCACAACGUGGUGACGUCCAAGUACUUCGAUUUGGCAAUCGCAGCCGUUAUUGGGCUAAACGUGGUCACUAUGGCAAUGGAGUACUACAUGAUGCCACUGGCUCUGGAAUAUGCGCUAAAAAUUUUCAACUACUUUUUCACCGCGGUUUUUAUACUGGAAGCCAUCAUGAAGCUGGUGGCCCUGGGAUUGAAGAUCUACAUGAAAGAUAAAUGGAAUCAACUGGACGUAGCAAUUGUGAUUCUUUCAAUCGUAGGAAUUGUCUUAGAGGAAUUAGAAACGAACAUUAUACCAAUCAAUCCAACAAUAAUACGCGUAAUGCGGGUGCUUAGGAUAGCGCGGGUAUUAAAACUGUUAAAAAUGGCCAAAGGAAUAAGAGCACUACUGGACACUGUCAUGCAAGCACUGCCUCAGGUUGGAAAUCUAGGCCUACUAUUUUUCUUACUGUUUUUCAUCUUUGCUGCCCUGGGAGUUGAAUUAUUCGGCAGAUUAGAAUGCUCGGAAGAGUUGCCAUGUCAGGGUUUGGGAGAGCAUGCGCAUUUUGCCAAUUUUGGGAUGGCAUUUUUAACCUUGUUUAGAGUUGCCACUGGCGACAAUUGGAACGGAAUAAUGAAGGACACGCUGAGGGAUGAUUGCGACGAUGCCGCUGAUUGUGUGAAAAAUUGCUGCGUAAGCACAGUGAUAGCUCCAAUAUUUUUCGUAAUAUUCGUCCUGAUGGCACAGUUUGUGCUGGUAAAUGUAGUGGUAGCAGUGCUGAUGAAACAUUUGGAAGAGAGUCACAAACAAAUGGAGGACGAAUUAGAGAUCGAAACGGAGCUGGAGCGAGAGUUCGAACGUGAGCAGGAAUUUGAAGAAGAACAGGCUCUUUGCCUGCAACUUGAAAACAAUCAUAAAAAGUCACAGAAAAAACCGCUGACGAAAGUAUCAUCAUUGCCAUCGAAUUUCACAUACAGCACACCGGUUUUGGAGAAAAAGCUGAAUUUUCAGCGCCGACAAACUAUACAGUAUUUUAAUCAGAACUUAUCAACUUGUAGCCCGCAUUCAAUUAGCAAUUCUUAUGAUGAGACUGCGGAACACAACAUCAAAAAUGAAACCGACGAAACGCUCAACCCAGUCAACGAUACUGCAGCUAGUAACACAAAAAUUCACAUCAAGAAAUCACUUUUCAAUAAAAAUAUAGAGAAACGGUUGUCAGUAGAUGAGUAUAAGAAACCGUUUAAAGGUCAAGACAGAGGCGGGAGUGUUAGGAAUAGUUCAUUGAAGUAUGCCAACACCUGGAAGGAGAAUAAGGAUAACCAGUCGUUUAACGAAGGGGACUCCAGUUUAAAAACGUCUUGCCCAACAAUCGCGGCAGCUACCAAAAGCACAGCUAAAACCAACAAACCAGAUUAUCGUCAAUUAAGUCUCGAUUGUGAUGUACGACCAAGCUUCAAUUCGGAUUGCCUCCCUAAUAAACCUUUUCCGAAUUCCUCAUCAGGCGCUAGUGUACAAAAUGUCCCUAUUAAUAGUAGUAACAGUAGUACUAAUAAUACCAGUAGUAGCAAUAAUAAUAAAUUAUUUUUGUCGGUACCAAAGCUGCAGGCUAAAAGUCGUGUUGGCAGCACGAAGCAGCUAUUUAAACAAGCAGCUUUGGACGAGGACACGGAAACGAACGAAAGUUCAUUGCUGUUACCUUCGACGUCGCACACGGCCGAUCUGGCCGGCAAUAAUACCUUCCCCAAUGAAAACGUUGAAUUUAAUGAUGCGGUUAAAAAGUCAGAGUCCUGCGAAAUUUUGCGAAUCAUUUCCGAGCGAAGGAAAAUAUAGAAUUUACCCGUUGAUUAGUUGCGGAGAUGUUCGUAGUUCCAAUCUACUAAUUUAUGAAAAACCAACCAAAUUAAACAAACAAAUAAGAUACCAUGUUGUCAAAUGUAUACACCCCUCCUAAUCGCAACCCUAGUGAAUGUAUUAUUUGUUUAAGUGGAUAGCCUAAGAUAACACUAGAAACCAUGUUCCCAGAUAUCUCCUUAGAAAAGUGUAGGAUUUCCUUAUUGAAUACUGAAUAUUUUCGAACUGAAGACUUGCGUUUACUCCAAACUACUGUUUGCGGAAUUAAAAAAUACCCUGAUGGAUGUGUCCGUAGGAAAAUUACUCUUGGUUUCGAAACAAUUUUCAAGUGCGAACCCUUCCGAACACGAAAACUAUCCACUAAAGGUAAACACAAAAUCUAUUUGUUUAAUAGAUUAGAGCUAAUAAUAAAUUUUAUUUUUGAAGUUUUUUGCAUAUUUGACAUUUCCGACAUUUUUUGUCAAUUCUGGUAAUUACGACAUUUUGGAAAUUACAGGCAUUUAUUAUAAAACUAAAUAAAUAAUAUUUCAACUUCUAAGAAUUUGGAUUUUCGCGUAAAAAUUUGAAUAUUUUUGGACUUCAUAUUCGAUUCAAAAUUCAUAUGCAAAGAUACCUUUGAUAUUGUUACUUCGUAUUAAAGCUAGACUAAUCCGCACUGAAUCUUUAUGCAAAGUACACGAAUUCCUAUAGAUAGAACUUGCGCGCGGUCCAAUUUCGCGGUUUUCUCAACGGAGAAAUUCUGAUCUUUACAGACAGUACUCCACACACGCUGAAAAUAUAACCACAGGCUAGCAGACCUAAUCAUGCUCCAUCGUCGUCCCGCGGUAGCAUUGCUUGGAGCGCUAGCAUGCAAUCUCAUACAUUUAUGUGGAUUUCAGUUUGACACAUGCAUGUACACUAGCGCUGCUGUCGAAAUACAGGGCGCAGAGCCUUCAUUCGAACGACGAAUUGAUUGAAAAUUCGAUCGAAGUGUUAUGUCUGUUGAUCUGUGACAUUACGUUAUCGUUUUACUAGCAAUUACCAUGACAUUGUUGCGUUCGAAAAAAAGAAACGAAAGUUAGAUGGGGCCAGCACAAAAACAUUGGGCGAAUUUCAAGCAAACAGUAGUUAGACAUAACGAAAAACAACAAACUCAACUCAUUUAACGAAAAAAAACUGGUGCUUCAAUGUGUCUCUGUUGAGAAUUAUAAAAAUUAAGAAACUUUUGGUGCAAUACUGUUGAAAAACAAAGUAGUGAAAUACGACGUACGACAAGACUCUUUCUCUCUGAGCGUUAGCGUCGAUCGGUGGAACACUCUUAAUAUUGUAAUAGUUGACUCGAAAUUGUAUGCCUAACUUAUUGUUCGUCAAUAUGCGUUGCCAAAUACUCCAGAGGUUGUUCUGAACAUGUUAUAUUGAUCACGGUUUAUUUCUCUGUAUAGAUAAAAUAAAAAAAAAAAAAAACAAAAAAACGUUUCCAAACAAUACAAAGUAUGACAAUCUUGUAGGAGCCUUCUAUUUUAAAUUAAUUCUAAGAACUUGUAUAUGGAAAUGAAUAAACAAGAGUAAUAACUACUAA